Hordeum vulgare subsp. vulgare (domesticated barley) is the source of this 582-nucleotide messenger RNA. RefSeq lists its product as uncharacterized. The coding region runs from base 53 to 280 and encodes 75 amino acids. NCBI's taxonomy places the organism in Eukaryota, Viridiplantae, Streptophyta, Magnoliopsida, Poales, Poaceae. The record is from RefSeq and is a predicted model, not a curated record. The transcript has 3 exons.
UCCGCGCCGCUCCCUCCAGUCCGCCGCCGCGCUCCAGGUCGUCGCGGUUCCAAUGGUAACCAGGUGGAGCCAGAAGAGCCCCGGCCUCAAGAUCCUGUGGAUCUGGACCCUGGGCACCGCCGCGAUCAUGAUCACAAACGUCGUCCGGACGCGCGUCAACGAUAUGCAGAUGAUCCUCCGGGAGGAAGACGAAGCCGCCGGUUCUGCCGGCUCCGGCGGCGGCAGCACGGGCGUCGGGCCCUCCGGCGAGCGCGUCAUGAGGGACGACGAGUUGAAUUGAGCAGUGACUGAAGAAGAGUUUGCUUGAGCUUGAGCAACUCUACAUGGCAAAGUUUGCAAAAGCCCGUAUUUCGCCAGCCAAGACUAAACAAUUCAUCGUUUGAGGUCUCCAGAAACUCGUUUUUCUACGGCUGCAUUUUAUUGGUAAAGCAGCGUGGUAUGUACCUGCGAGGGUCAUGAAACUGUGGAACUGCUUGGUUCCAAAUACUGCUGCCUCAUGUACCUGUCGGUUGCUUAGAAAUGAACCCGUAACACGGUGAAGUUUUUUAUGGUAAGAAAGAGUGCCAAAUGUUUCCAGGGGAA